Molecule: messenger RNA, 5197 nt
Organism: Echinops telfairi (small Madagascar hedgehog)
Lineage: Eukaryota; Metazoa; Chordata; Mammalia; Afrosoricida; Tenrecidae
Gene: HLTF
Product: helicase like transcription factor
Exons: 25
Coding region: 106-3126 (1006 amino acids)
Molecular function (GO): hydrolase activity, acting on acid anhydrides, in phosphorus-containing anhydrides; nucleic acid binding; zinc ion binding
Source: RefSeq, a predicted model, not a curated record
CUGCCUCCGGCUCCGCGGCCGCGGGGGCUGGCAGCCGGCGUCUCGAGGCGACUCGAGCACCAUCCGGGGGCGUCCAGGAGCUUCCCUCGCCCCCCACUCAGCGCCAUGUCCUGGAUGUUCAAGAGAGAUCCUGUUUGGAAGUACUUGCAGACUGCCCAGUAUGGAGCCCCUGGAAAUUUUUCACGCCUUUCAUAUCCUACUUUCUUUCCUCGUUACGAAUUCCAAGAUAUCAUCCCUCCAGACGACUUUAUAACUAGUGAUGAAGAGCUAGAUUCUGUUUUAUUUGGAACUUUAAGAGGUCAUGUGGUUGGACUACGUUAUUACACAGGAGUGGUGAAUAAUAAUGAAAUGGUUGCUUUACAACGAGAGCCGACUAACUCCUAUGAUAAGAAUGCGAUUAAAGUUAACAAUGUGAAUGGAAAUCAAGUUGGCCAUGUAAAGAAAGAUCUUGCAGCUCCUUUGGCCUAUAUCAUGGACAACAAAUUGGCACAAGUUGAAGGGGUUGUUCCUUUCGGUGCAAACAAUUCUUUCACCAUGCCUCUGCAUAUGGCUUUUUGGGGAAAAGAAGAAAAUAAAAAAGCAGUUGUAGACCAGUUAAAGAAACAUGGAUUUAAAAUGCUUCCUCCUCCAAAAACUUUAGGAUUCAGUUUGGAAUAUAAUUGGGAUGCUGGAAGAGCGGGCCCAAGCUAUACUAUGCCAGUUCUCGCUGCAGUACAGAUGACAACUGAACAGCUUAAAACAGAAUUUGACAAAUUGUUUGAAGAUUUGAAAGAAGAUGAUAAAACUCAUGAAAUGGAACCAUCCGAGGCUAUCGAAACACCAUUACUUGCACAUCAAAAGCAAGCACUAGCUUGGAUGGUUUCACGGGAAAACAGUCAAGACCUUCCACCAUUCUGGGAACAGCGGGAUGAUCUAUAUUAUAACACUAUAACAAAUUUUUCUGAGAAGUACCGACCAGAAAAUGUUCACGGAGGAAUUUUAGCUGAUGAUAUGGGUUUGGGCAAAACUCUUACAGCUAUUGCUGUAAUUCUUACCAACUUCCAUGAUGGCAAACCACUUCCUGUUGAAAGAAUGAAGAAGAAUCAACUGAAGAAGGAACAUGUUAACAACGAAUCUAUGAAACUGGAAGGAAACAGUACCAGGGAAAAGGCAGAUGGACUGAUCAAAGGAUCCAGGUGUAGCAAAGAAUCCAGCACUUCAGAUAUCAAGAAAAAGAGUGAACCUUCCAUGUCAGAUUAUUUUUGUUCCCGCCCCAAAAGAAGAAAAACCGUUGACAAGUAUACAGAAACCAGUGAUUCAGAGGAGUUUGAAAAAAGUGAAUUACCGCAGAAAACAAAAGGCAAACUGAAAAAUGCAAAAUCGGAGACUAAAGGCAAGGGUAAAGCAGGAUCUUCCAAGAUUAAAGAGGAUUCAGAGUUCGCAUGCGCACUUUCUUCUUCUAUGCUGACAACAAAAAAGAAAGUAUUGAAAAAGGGAGCACCUGUGGAGGAUGCAGAGAGAACGCACGCUGAAGAGAAAGCAAGGACAACAUUAAUCGUCUGCCCACUUUCUGUGCUAAGCAACUGGGUUGACCAGUUUGGACAACAUAUAAAAUCAGAGGUGCACUUGAAUUUCUGUGUUUAUUAUGGUCCAGAUCGCAUUAGAGACCCUGCUCUGCUUUCAAAACAGGAUAUUGUUUUGACCACAUACAAUAUUUUGACUCAUGACUAUGGGACCAAAGGGGAUAGCCCAUUACAUAGUAUAAAAUGGUUAAGAGUGAUCCUGGAUGAAGGACAUGCUAUACGAAAUCCAAAUGCCCAGCAGACGAAAGCUGUACUUAAUUUGGAAGCCGAAAGAAGAUGGGUAUUGACAGGGACUCCAAUCCAGAAUUCCUUGAAGGACUUGUGGUCUCUUCUUUCCUUUUUAAAACUUAAACCAUUCAUUGAUAGAGAAUGGUGGCACAGAACAAUACAGCGUCCUGUUACAAUGGGAGAUGAAGGAGGACUUAGGCGCUUACAGUCCUUAAUUAAGAAUAUUACACUUAGAAGAACAAAGACAAGCAAAAUUAAAGGGAAACCUGUUUUGGAGCUGCCGGAGCGUAAAGUGUUUAUUCAACAUAUUACACUUUCUGAUGAGGAAAGAGAGAUUUAUCAGUCUGUGAAAAACGAUGGCAGAGCUACUAUCGGAAGGUAUUUUAAUGAAGGAACUGUCCUGGCCCACUAUGCAGAUGUCUUGGGUCUUUUGCUUAGAUUACGGCAGAUUUGUUGUCAUACUCACCUACUUACAAAUGCAGUUUCUCCCAGUGCCCCCACAGCAAGUGACACACCUGAAGAACUGCGGAAGAAAUUAAUAAGGAAGAUGAAGUUAAUUCUGAGCUCGGGUUCAGAUGAAGAAUGUGCAAUUUGCUUGGAUUCUCUAACAGUUCCUGUAAUAACACAUUGUGCACAUGUAUUUUGUAAGCCUUGUAUUUGCCAAGUCAUUCAGAACGAACAGCCUAAUGCUAAAUGCCCUUUAUGUAGGAAUAAUAUAGAUGGAAACAAUUUAGUACAAUGUCCUCCAGAAGAAUUAGCAUCCAUCCAUGAGAAAAGCAAUAAUGUGGAAUGGACAUCCAGUUCAAAGAUUAAUGCAUUAAUGCAUGCACUGAUUGACUUAAGAACGAAGAAUCCCAACAUAAAAAGUUUAGUUGUUUCUCAGUUCACAACAUUCCUCUCCUUAAUAGAAACACCACUUACAGCCUCUGGGUUUGUGUUUACUCGUUUGGAUGGUUCAAUGGCCCAAAAGAAAAGAGUUGAAUCAAUUCAAUCCUUUCAGAAUACUGAAGCAGGAUCGCCAACGAUAAUGCUUUUGUCUUUGAAAGCGGGAGGAGUUGGUUUGAAUCUUUCUGCAGCUUCUCGCGUGUUUUUAAUGGAUCCUGCCUGGAAUCCUGCUGCAGAAGACCAGUGCUUUGACAGGUGCCACAGACUUGGCCAGAAGCAAGAAGUUAUCAUCACAAAAUUCAUUGUAAAGGACUCUGUUGAAGAAAAUAUGCUGAAAAUACAAAACACAAAGAGAGAACUUGCAGCCGGAGCUUUUGGAACUAAGAAACCCAAUGCUCAUGAAAUGAAACAAGCAAAAAUCAAUGAAAUCAAAACGAUAAUUGAUUUAUAAUUGGUGUGGUUUUAGUAAAGUUUGGAUAGAUACAUACAGAAGUUUUAGAAAUGAGAUAAAUGCAGAAUUUUAGAAAUGAGACCUAAAAAUAUGUCUUCUAAAGAAGAGGGGGGCAUGUUUUAUAUUAGUGAAGACGUAUUAUUGACACAUAAUAUCUUCUAUAUAUGAUUCUAUUUUUAAUGGUCUUUCAAAAUAGCAAUAAGUUCUGUUCUAUACUGUGGCCUAAAAUAAUUUUUCAGGGGGAAGAAAAGUUACUUUGUUGUUCAACUUUUCACAGUACCUAUGCUGAGUAUUUUCAUAUAUCUCCCAAGUGCUCAGCUUUUUUCAUAUGUCAAAUGAGGUCAAAUCCUUUCUACUUUGGCCAAAUAGUUAUAGUCUGUGUUGGGCGCAUGUAGGAAUUCAUCAGAGCCUCCCUUCUGUGUGCAGUGGAUUGCCAGUCCUUGUAUACAUCGACAGUAGGGGAGAUGGAUUUUAUUAGACUUUUCAAAAACCACAUUUGCAUUCCAUUACCAAAACUUAAAUAAAAGACCAAAGUCCAGGUGAGCGAGUUGUUUGCAGUUUUAUGUUCACGAAAAAUAUUGGGCUAUUAAUAGCACUAUUUUUUCCGUUUUAGUCAGGCAGUACUCUAGUGAUUCUUUAAAUGUAAUUUGAUGUUUAGGGUGUAAAUACAGCCUGUGGAUGUGGGAGAAAACAAAUUCUCAAUUUGAUUUGAUAUUUAAAUUAUGGCAUUGCUAAAUAGAUAUUUCUAUAAAUAGAUAAUUUUUAUUUAUGUAGAAUUUUUUGGAAAUACCUUUAUAAACUUUUAUAAUUGAGAAAACUACUGAAUGUGGGAGGUAUGAUAAACUGGAUAGAUGGAGGUGAGGCUGGAGGACCUGCAAGAGCAUUUCAGCCCGUUAAAGACAUCUUAUUCCUGAAUGUAGAUGCUUCCUUAUCUGUGUUUCGAAUGAAAAUUUGGUUUCGGAAUGUAAUUCAUCUUUGCUUACAAUGAGAUACCUCCCCUUACGUGUUGUUAAUAAGCAAACACAUAACAGGUGCCUCAGAACCCUGGGUGACUCUUUGAGUCACAUUUAAAACAAAUAGGAAGUUUAAUGAUCAGGGUUAGGAGUCAGUGGUGUUAUUUCCUUAAGGGGAUUUUUUUGUUGUUGUUCCAAGAAUGAAAACUGCUGUAACAAAAGGAGCUUCAUUUGUAUUGACGCAGACUCAGUGGCGGCACUGUAGCGCCUAACUGACAUUGUUAGAGAGGACCUGACAGGAGGUGGUUGCGGGCAGUAUAUUGCUGCACGGUGCUCAUCUGAGGGACACGAUGGCUCUUUCCCCAGCUAAGGCCUCCCCUCCAUGCGCCCUCUUUCUCUCUAAGGCAACAGUAGCUGAGCUGUCCCUUUUCCCAGUGGCGCAGUUUUAAGGGGAUUCUGAUGAAAAAGGACCAAAAGACCCUCUCAGCAAGGACUAAGAGUAGGAUAUGUACCCUCUCAGCAAGGACUAAGAGUAGGGUAUGUAAUAACUAUGGUCGGUUCACUGGCAUAAGGAACAGAAAGGCAGGGGUUUACCUUGGAUAAAUACCAGUUUAUACAUUGAGUACAGGUCCCAACCUGCAUGAGAGACAAAAUUCACGUUGAUCUGGACCUCACAAAAUAUGGUAGUGUGCAUUUUCUGUAUGUCAAUAAUCCACUAGGAUUAAGUAUAAAAAUAUUCAGCACAAAAACCCAUUCUGCUUCUUGCUUACAAAGGCAGAGCUUUAAACUUGCAUACAAAGGCAAAGGCUACAUUUGCUUCUUUACCCGAACAUUCACUGAGCUGUGUUUCUAAACAUGACUAUAGUAAGUUUGGCAAGUCAUUUUAAAAAUGACUGUUUUUGUACAGUUCUGUUAAGUGGUGUUUAAAAAAAGAAUACAAUUCGUCCUAAGAAAAUAUAUAAACUACUGGAAUGGAAACUUCACAUUAGCCUAUGCUGUUAAUUUUGUUUCGUUAUUGAGUAGAAUAAUAGUUUUAGAAAUAUGUUGAAGAUAUUGUAUUGAUACUUGUGGUUCAAACUGGAUUUUGUUUUCAGCUUAAUAAAAACUUCAGAAAUUUA